AUGCCACAAAAGAUUGUGGUCGUCGGCGCAGGGCCCGUGGGCUCUCUCGCUGCUCUCUACGCUGCAGUCCGUGGACACGAUGUCGAGAUCUACGAGUUGAGAUCUGGUGAGCUGCAAGGAACUGGGCUCAACAAGACCCUGCUUGACCACCUCAACUCGAUGCCCAAUGUCACUUUUUUCUUCCAUCGCAAACUUGUCAGCGUAGACUUCCGGAAGAAACUGGCAUGGUUUGAGAAUCGCACCAAAACCGAUCCGGCGAAGAGCGACGACAUAGAAGUGAGCUUUGACCUAAUGAUUGGUGCAGAUGGCGCACACUCUGCUGUACGCUACCACUUGAUGAAGUUCGUACCCAUGUCUUACCAGCAAGAAUACAUCGACAAACUAUGGUGUCAAUUUCACGUACCACCUUCGGAUAAAGGAGACUUCAGGAUCCCUCCUAAUUACCUACACAUCUGGCCUCAAGAUGACGCCAUGUUCAUUGCGCUGCCAAACCUGGACAAAAGUUUUACCUCGACCUUGUUCCUAACACGAUCAGGCUUCGAAGAACUGGUUGCAUCAGGGAAAGUUGUUGAGUACUUCGACGAGAAGUUUCCUGGUGUGGUACCGGAACUUAUCACUGAGGAUGAGCUCCGCAAGCAGUUCAACGAACAUGACCACUUUCCACUCAUUUCGAUCAAGUGCUCGCCCUACCAUUUUGGAUCAACUGGUGUUAUUGUUGGAGACUCUGCUCAUGCAAUGGUCCCGUUCUAUGGACAAGGAAUGAACGCAGGCCUAGAAGAUGUCCGUGUGCUCUUCGAGAUCCUUGAUAAAUACCCGGGUGACCAGGCGAAAGCGCUGAGCGAGUAUUCGGAACAACGUACACCAGACGCCCAGACCAUCAACGACCUUGCGCUUGGCAACUAUCGUGAGAUGGCGUCCGACGUCAAGAAGCCACUAUACCUAUUGCGAAAGUGGAUCGAAGAAAAGCUAUACAUCUAUGUUCCUAGUGCCGGUUGGGCCACUCAAUACUCCAGGGUCACUUUCAGCAACAUGCGUUACUCAGAAGUUCAAGCAGCCGCACAACGACAAGCCAAGAUUCUCAAUGGCAUCGUGGGGGUAACAACUUUAUCGCUUAUUGGAUCAGCAGCUUUGUGGCUCGGUAGGACCGGAGGCCUGCAGCAGGCAAAGCAAAAUAUUUUAAGGUCGAUCUGCCUGCUUGCACAACAAGCGCAGAAAGUCACGAAAGGAUGA
Molecule: messenger RNA, 1230 nt
Organism: Parastagonospora nodorum SN15
Lineage: Eukaryota; Fungi; Ascomycota; Dothideomycetes; Pleosporales; Phaeosphaeriaceae
Exons: 2
Coding region: 1-1230 (409 amino acids)
Biological process (GO): NAD+ metabolic process
Cellular component (GO): mitochondrial outer membrane
Molecular function (GO): FAD binding; NAD(P)H oxidase H2O2-forming activity; kynurenine 3-monooxygenase activity
Source: RefSeq, a predicted model, not a curated record